Molecule: messenger RNA, 1616 nt
Organism: Dromiciops gliroides (monito del monte)
Lineage: Eukaryota; Metazoa; Chordata; Mammalia; Microbiotheria; Microbiotheriidae
Gene: KRT13
Product: keratin 13
Exons: 8
Coding region: 1-1344 (447 amino acids)
Molecular function (GO): structural molecule activity
Source: RefSeq, a predicted model, not a curated record
AUGAGUUGCCGUCUUCAGACCUCUUCUUCCACUUAUGGAAGUGGUUUUGGUGGUGGCUCUUGCCAGCUGGGAGGAGGUCGGGGUAUAUCUAGCUCCUCAUCUAGGUUUGUGUCCUCUGGGUCACUGGGGGGCUAUGGUGGUGGAAUGAGCUGUGGCUUUGGUGGAGGAGCUGGUAGUGGUUUUGGUGGCGGCUUCGGUGGUGGUGCUGGAGGUGGAUAUGGAGGUGGAUAUGGAGGUGGAUAUGGAGGAGGCUUUGGUGGUGGCUUUGACUUGGGUGGUGGAGAGGGUGGCCUCUUGACCGGCAAUGAGAAGAUCACCAUGCAGAACCUCAAUGACCGCCUGGCCUCCUACCUGGACAAAGUGCGGGCUCUGGAGGAGGCCAAUGCUGACCUGGAGGUCAAGAUCAGGGACUGGCAUCUGAAGCAAAGUCCCUCAAGCCCCGAGCGGGAUUACAGCCCCUAUUACAAGACCAUUGAGGAGCUCCGGGAAAAGAUCCUGGCAGCCACUAUUGACAACUCUCGGGUCAUUCUGGAAAUUGAUAAUGCCAGGUUGGCUGCUGAUGACUUCAGGCUCAAGUAUGAGAAUGAACUGGGCCUGCGCCAGAGUGUGGAGGCUGACAUCAAUGGCCUGCGCAGGGUGCUGGAUGAGCUGACCCUCUCCAAGACAGACCUGGAGAUGAAUAUUGAGAGCUUGACUGAGGAGUUGGCCUUCCUCAAGAAGAACCAUGAAGAGGAAAUGAAGGAAUACAGCAACCAGGUGGUUGGCCAGGUCAAUGUGGAGAUGGAUGCUACUCCUGGCAUUGACCUGACCCGUACGCUGGCUGAAAUGAGAGAGCAGUAUGAAGCCUUGGCAGAGAAGAACCGCCGAGAUGCCGAGGCCUGGUUCCAACAGAAGAGUGAAGAGCUGAACAGGGAGGUCACUUCUAACACCGAAAUGAUCCAGACCAGCAAGACCGAGAUCACAGAACUGAGACGUACACUCCAGGGGCUGGAGAUUGAGCUGCAGUCCCAGCUCAGCAUGAAAGCUGGGUUGGAGGGUACUGUGGCAGAGACGGAGUGUCGCUACGCCAUGCAGUUGCAACAGAUCCAGGGGCUCAUCAGCAGCAUCGAGGCCCAGCUGGGUGAUCUCCGGAGUGAGAUGGAGUGUCAGAACCAGGAAUAUAAGAUGCUGCUCGACAUCAAGACCCGGCUAGAGCAGGAGAUCGCUACCUACCGCAGUCUGCUGGAGGGCCAGGACUCCAAGAUGACAGGCUUCCCCAUCUCUGGAACAGUCUCUGGUACCAGCAGUGGUUCUGCAGGUGUUUCCGUCAGCACCCGCCGGACUUCAGAGACCCGGAAGCCAUAAAUCUGCCCAGUCUUUGGCCCCCUCCUCUCUCUACCAGUCACAACACGUGAGAAGUCAAGAGGAAAUGAAAGAUCCUAAGCUUCAGUCGAGUGGGCACCUGCUCAGCCCACCCAACUUCCUCUACUCACUGUCCCUGGUCACUCACCAGAGGAAGGCUAAAGAUGAGGGUUCCUCUCUUGGUCAGCGGCUUCUCCAGUCUCAUUGUGAUGUUCCCUUUCAGGAAAGGGGAGGGAAUUCUUCCACCUCUCUCUCUCUCUCUCUCUCUCUCUCUC